This is a messenger RNA of Phycodurus eques (leafy seadragon), 2777 nucleotides long. RefSeq names its product MFSD2 lysolipid transporter B, sphingolipid (gene mfsd2b). The coding region runs from base 262 to 2079 and encodes 605 amino acids. The transcript is spliced from 15 exons. The record is from RefSeq and is a predicted model, not a curated record. Gene Ontology annotation, molecular function: symporter activity; sphingolipid intramembrane carrier activity. Lineage: Eukaryota; Metazoa; Chordata; Actinopteri; Syngnathiformes; Syngnathidae. Gene Ontology annotation, cellular component: membrane. Gene Ontology annotation, biological process: carbohydrate transport.
GAUAUUACAUUUUUGUGUGUGCGUGUUUGUGUGUGAAUGAGUGUUGCAGUACACGGUGACGGUCGCACGGGGUCGCCGCUGAAGAGCACCGACCGUCGCCUGUUUGGCUUUUCCUCGCCGUGUCUCUCCGGUUGUUCUCCGCAGUCUCCUUCUCAUCCCGCCCCGCCGCCGACGAUCUGCUGCCGCCGCACACACCCAGCGACCCGCCGCUGCACGGAGCUCGCCUCUCUUCCACCAACAGCAGAGCACAACAGCAUGUGAAUGGCGACGGAAAUCGUCCGAGUUGUCCGGGAGGAGCAGGAGGAGGAGGAGGAGGAGGAGGAGAAGAAGGAGGAGGAGGUGCAGUCAGAGCUCCCGGCGCGUAGUCAAAGCCACGUCCAAUUCCCGCCCCGCCUUCUGGCGCACACCCGCAGCCUCAGCCCCACGUGCUUCGGCGCACCCUCCCAGAAGAAGCACACCUGUCGCCUCACCCACAGCCUCUCCGCCAUGGCCCGCGGGGAGAACGGCGCCCAGGGGGGCCUGGCUGCGGCGGGGAAGAUACUCAAGCCCACCGAGACGCUGUUAGCCGCCAAAGUCCCUCAGCAGACCGACCCGAGUCAGAAGCUGACGGUGUGCAACAAACUGUGUUUUGCCAUCGGCGGCGUCCCCAAAGAGGUUGCAGCCAGCGCCACCGCCUUCUUCCUGCAGAUCUACCUGCUGGACGUCGCCCAGAUCAACGCCUUCCAGGCCUCCAUGGUGCUGUUUGUCGGGAAGGCCUGGGGAGCCGUGGUGGAUCCUGUGGUGGGCUUCUUCAUCAACAAGACCAAGUGGACCAGGAUCGGCAGACUCAUGCCCUGGAUGGUGGGUUGUACGCCGUUCUUGGUGGUGUCCUACUUCUACCUCUGGUACGUGCCCCCCUUCGUUACCGGGAGGUUCGUGUGGUACCUCGGCUUCUACUGCCUCUACCAGACCCUCAUCACAUGCUACCAUGUGCCUUAUUCCGCUCUUACCAUGUUCCUGAGCACGGACCAGCGGGAGCGCGACUCGGCCACCGCCUACCGAAUGACUCUGGAGGUGUUGGGCACCCUGGCCGGCGCUGCCAUCCAGGGCCAGAUCGUGGCCAGUGCCCACAGACUCAAACACUGCCAGGGACCCAACGGCACCAGCAAUGCGCUCAACAACAGCGGCGGGGCGGAGGUCGUCCGGAAUUUGGUGCGCUCAGAGGAAUACAUGUCACAUGCUGAAGUUUACAUGAUCGCUGCUGGUGUCAUCGGGGGAAUCUUCCUGGUCUGCACUGUGAUCAUGUUCCUGGGAGUCAAGGAGAAAGAUGAUCCGUACGCGCCAAAGACGGAGAAGCAGAUUCCGUUCCACCGCGGCUUCGUCAUGGUGAUGCGUCACGGUCCUUACCUCAUCCUCACUGCCGCCUUCCUCUUCAUCUUGGUGGCCAUUCAGCUGGUGCAGAAUAAUUUUGUCCUCUUCUGCACGUACGCGGCCGACCUGAGGGAACACUUCCAGAAUAUCGUGCUGACCAUCCUGGUGUCUGCAGUGGUAAGCAUCCCUCUGUGGCAGUGGUUCCUGCAGAGGUUCGGGAAGAAGACGGCAGCUUUCUGCGGCAUCACGUGGAUCAUGCCCUUCACAAUGAUGCUGGUGUUCAUCCCCAAUGUGGUGGUGGCGUACGUGGUGGCCGUUUCCUCCGGACUCAGCGUGGCCGCCUCGCUCCUCCUCCCCUGGUCUAUGCUUCCCGACGUGGUGGACGACUUCCGCUUGGCCAACCCGUACUGCAAAGGCCACGAGGCCAUUUUCUACUCCUUCUACGUCUUCUUCACCAAGUUCGCCGCCGCCGUCUCUCUGGGCGUGUCCACCUUGUGCCUGGAGUUCGCAGGGUACGAAAACGGCGCCUGCAAGCAGCCCGCCCCUGUGGUGUACACACUCAAGCUGCUCAUCGGCGCCGCCCCAGUGGCCUUCAUCAUCACAGGCCUCAUGAUCCUGCUUCUGUACCCCAUCACGGAAAAAGUGCGACUGCGCAAUAAACUACACUUGGAAGAACUGCGGAAACAAAGCAGCGUCUCCAGAAAUUCGCAUGACUCGGGUGUGAUGUGACGUGAGGAAAAAUUCCAGACACCGGACUUGUAUUCCAGUGGUGCGUGCUGGGAAAUUGGUGGCUAUUGGUGUAUAUUACACUGGGACUUGAUUUGUUUUUAAAGUGAACAUUUUUCGUUUCAUCACGUACUGUAUAGCCAUGAUAUAGUAAGACUAUUUAUACAAAUGAAUGUAUAUCAGGGUUUUAUUGUUUUUCUCCUCUUCACUUGCUGUGUCUAGUUGCUCUGCAACACUUUUAUUUAUUAUUUAUGAAUCAUGUGAGGAAAAAGACGACACGGUACGGUUUGUUGCGGUACUUUGCCGAGGAAGUGAGAUGAGCACAGUUAAGAAAAAAGCCACAAAGCUAUGAAAACAUGUCUAUUUUAUUUUUAUUUUUUUAAAGAUAGUUAUUAUCCCUACAGCGUUCUGAAGCUACUUCCUUCCAUGUGCGUGUUGCUCCCUCUAGAUCUAGAAUGUGAUAUUGAACCUGCUCAAAGAGGAAAUUUUGUGCAAUCCUGAAGUUUUUUUUUCGUCUCCAUUUUAUUUAAUUUCCGUUAGUUGACGAACAAUCAGCGUGGAUUGAUGACCUAUUUGGUGCUGAGACUAUCAGACAUUGUGGUGUACAUGUGUCGGAUGGAGCCCAUUGAAAUUGCGUACUUGCCAAUCUGAUUAUUUAUCUGAUAUCAACAGCCCUGCAAUAAAACCUCUCAUCAUGAUGA